UAAAAAUGUCAUCGUCAGGUACAGUUCCUAAUGGGGAUGAGAGUGGCUCUAACAAUACCUCUUCCCUUAAGGAUGAAAUCGGGGAUGAUUCCAUCCUAAACAGGAUCGAUUCAGACACUUCAUACGUCAAACCAGCCCUUGGCGACAAGAGGCUAUCCCACAUGACAGAAGUUCCUUUUAAUAAACUUGGGACUCACAUUCCAAAAACAGCCAAGCUCGAUGAGAAUAAAGAUCAGGAGGAAGGAGAUGGAGCCUACCUCAAUAUGCCAACUGAGGCAAAUUUCAUGAGAAGGGGUACUGUCUUCGAGUCCCUCAUCGGAGGCUUUGGCUCUAUAGAUAUAAACAGCCAAAAAGAUAGCUCUGUUAAGGUUGUAGGCAAUGCAACGAAAGGACUAGGAGUCUGUAAAACUUUUCAACAGUCUUCUAGAAAGAGUGGGUCUGAUAAAAUGGACUCUAAGUCUGGAAUUCGACCUGGAGAGCAUAGCUAUAUAUCUAGUGUUAAAGACGCAGACGAAGGCGAAUCAGUAGAUGAAUCUGAUUGCUCUGAGGACUCUUAUACUAAGAGAAAGACUAGGAUUUGUUUCUGUAGAGCUCACAGUCAGAUCAAAAUUAAAUGGGAGAUCCUUAUUAUGCUACUAGCAACUAUAAAUUGAUUCCAGGUUCCUUACAAUGUUGCAUUCUCUGAUGAAGCUAAAAGUAAUGUUUGGUAUGAUCUUUUUAACGGACUCAUUGAUGUCUUCUUUAUGGCAGAUGUUGUGGUCAACUUCAGGUCAUCUUACAUCAACGAAAGCACAGGUGAAGAAAUUACAGAAUCUAAAAAGAUAGCACUAGAUUACCUCAAAGGAAAGUUUUGGAUAGAUCUUCUUGCUUCAAUUCCCUUCGAUUUCUUAAGUUACGGACUUGAUGGGCUUAAUGACAACGGAGCAAUUCUUGAUUUUGUCGGAAUGCUGAAAUUAGUCAGAGUCUUGAGACUUUCGAGGUUGAUUACUUAUCUGAAUCUUAAAAACGAGUUGAAGAUGUCUUUGAAACUGUUCAAGCUCAUUUUCUUCUUAUUUCUGUACCUACACUGCCUCUGCUGAUUAUGGUUUUAUAUUGUCAAAGUUGACAAGAAAUGGAUCCCUCCAUUAGAUUAUGUGUUUAUCACUACGAACUUGUUUGAAGACGGGGCAUGGUUCCAGUAUUCAAACUCCCUAUACCAUGCAGUGCUCAUGCUUGGUGGGAAUGAUGUAGGGCCAAGAGGAAGCUUCCAGCUCCUAUUUGUGUUCGUCAUUCUGAUUUUAGGUGCUAUAAUUAAUGCUAAUAUUUUUGGUAAUAUGGCUGUGUUAAUAUCAGCUUAUAACCGUAAGGCUUCCAUUUUCCAGGAGAAGCUUGAAACUGCAAACGAGACUAUGAAGAACCUCAAGAUACCUGUAAAUAUCCAAGAUGAUGUAAAAUCAUAUUUAACGUACACCCAGAGCACUCUUGAUCAUCAGAAUGAGUUGGAUAAGUUCUUGACCAUGCUCUCACCUAGUCUCAAGAGGGAGAUCAGUCGUCAUAUUAACUUGGAUGCGCUAAACCAGAACCAGGUGUUUAGUAACAAUGAAGAAAUUAUUAACGCGGUUCUUAAUGACCUUGAUACAAAGCUCUUCCUACCUGAAGAUGAAAUAAUAAGACAGAACAGUGUAGGUGACUGAAUGUACUUUAUUGCUAAAGGAGAAUUUGAUGUUUUCGUAACUGACGAAAAUAAAAUGGCAAGAUUCACCAGCUCCCUUAAAAAUGGAGAUUACUUCGGAGAAGUAGCGUUAUUAAAAUAAGUGCAAAAGGACAGCAACUGUGAAGAGCAAGAAUUACUCUACCCUUGCAGAGCUGAAUUCUACAAAGUUCCAACUACUUAUCGAGAGGUAUCCCACUAUUAAAGAGUCUAUGCACUGCUAUCUGAGGAUUCAAUAUAAUGAUAAAUGGAAGAAGUUUAUGAAAAGAUCUCUUCGCAACAUUGACUAUCUUAACAUGAGCAUUUCGGACGAAAUCGUUGAGGAGUUGGCAUACAAAUUAGACAAGACUGCUGCGACACAGUCUUCUGUUAUUUUUAAGGCAGGAAAUCCUUGCAAUGACAUCCACAUCAUCACUAGCGGAGAAUUAGAUGUAUAUGUAAAUAAUAACAAGAAGGAUAUCUAUUUAGACACUCUGUACACAGGAUGAGUUAUUGGAUCUUAUAGUGCAAUCACCUCUGAGUACUACUCCAUAACGGGAAUUGCGAAGACAGAUGUGGAGUUACUCAAACUUAGAGUAGAAGAUCUCUACGAUAUCAGGCAAGAAUACGACGAUCUUGAUAUGAUUAUAUCAGAAUAUGAAGCUUACUGUGACGAGUAUGGGCUUCCUUACUGAGACUACAAGUUGCAUCGAAAUAAAAGUCUGAAUAUGACACCUAUUGAGAAGUUUCGAGCAGGAAUCAGGAGAAUUAUUAGGAUUGUCAAAUCUUAUAAAUCAACCGCUCUCACAGACUUGCUCAAGCAAGUGAGAGAGAAGAUCAAGGAGAACAAGAGAAAUAAGGAAGACCAGAGAAAACUCAGGAUGCGUAGGAGAUCUCACCUCUCCGCAACAGAGAAAUCAGAGCAAUCUAUGAUUGCUCUCACGGAAAAAGUUGAAAGGUUGAAGGACUGCGUUGAAGAGCAGGCUACUCAGAUUGAAAAUCUCCAAACAACUCUGAUCUCAAAGAUGGAAGAGCUAAGCUUAGUCCGUUUAUCUUCGACUAGUUGUAGCAAGUGAGGAUCCUCAGAUGAUGAGGAUGUCCCAGUUAUCAAACUGAAGAAGAAGAAGAGUAAAUAAAAGGAAAAAGAAGGCUAAGGAAAAUUUGAAUAACUCAAACCUAUCAGAUUCCUCAUUGCCAGCCAACGAGCAAGUGAAUAAAAUAGAAAAGAGGAGCAAGAAAUAGCCCUGAGGUUGUGAAGCUUCCAACUGUGGAAAAACCACCUAAAUUAGAGCAGAAGAGAGGAUCUUUGCCUAAGCUAAAGACAAAGAAACACAAGUCUUCUGGUAAGAAGCGAGACUCCUUUGGAUCUUCAGUCCGAUUCAAACUUGAAGAAGAAGAGGAGGAAGAAGACUCUGAUGACCAGAACUCUGAGUUUACAGUGAAGCUGAACAACAAGGUUAUUCAUAAGAUCGAUAUCAAUAAAAAGAAGGUAGGAUUUGUCUUGGAUGAAGACUUAUCGCCUGAAGAGCUAAGAAUUCCUGAUAAAGAUCACUUAGAAGGCAUGAGCGAGGAUAAUAUGAUAGAGCAGUCUCCUUACUUUGGUGAUAACAAGUUACCUCUUCUGAGCAAGACCCAAAAAGCCCAUGACCCAUUUCUGACUAGUGAGAGAGCCUUUGUCAAAGUAAAUUCAGUAAAGAAGAAGCGUAGAAGAAAAGAUUCAGUCAUUGAAUUAAAUAAUAUGAGUCUAUAGAUUUCAUAGUUUAAUAUUUCAA
This is a messenger RNA of Moneuplotes crassus, 3441 nucleotides long. The record is from the annotation of a GenBank genome assembly. Lineage: Eukaryota; Ciliophora; Spirotrichea; Euplotida; Euplotidae.